Messenger RNA from Jatropha curcas, 1124 nucleotides. RefSeq names its product cold-regulated 413 inner membrane protein 1, chloroplastic. Gene Ontology annotation, cellular component: membrane. The record is from RefSeq and is a predicted model, not a curated record. Lineage: Eukaryota; Viridiplantae; Streptophyta; Magnoliopsida; Malpighiales; Euphorbiaceae.
AGACUACGAAUAGACUCACACCAAUAAAGAGCCGCCAUGUAUAAUAAUAAUAAACGGCACCACAUCAACCCAACCCACUCUAUUUCUACUCUGCUGCAAGCUGCAUGUUAUUUCUAACAAACGCUUUGCUUUCACUCCGUGUUGAGCUCUUCUUGCUCUGUCUGGCCGGUGGACAGAGAGAUAUAGACACGACAAAUAUAUACAAACAAGAAACCAACGAGUUAAAAAAUGGUGAGUCUGUGCGUAUCAGCAGCGCCAAAUCUUUUCGCUCUCCGCCACAACAGCAAAAAGAGCUUUUUUUGUGCAGCACAAAGUGCACGUUGCCAGUGGAAGCUCUCUUGUGGUUUGCCUCGACUUUCGAGCUCUUGCAGCUUCAAUCCUCUCAGAAUUUCGAUUAACAGAAAUGAUAUGAUGGUGAAGAAUAAAGCGAGAAGACUUGGUACAGUUUGCUAUGCUGGACCUCUCUCUGCUCGUAACCUCCAAUGGAUCUCCAUUAUCUCCUCUUCGGUUCUGAUGCUUGCCAGGGGCACUGCUAUCCAUAAGUCUUUCCUCGUUCCAUUAUUAGCUCUACAGGCGCCACCAAAUGUCAUUUCUUGGAUAAAGGGAGAUUAUGGUAUUUGGGCUGCUUUCUUGGCUCUUCUUGUCCGUCUCUUCUUCUUUAUUCCUGGGGAACUUGAAUUGCCUUUUAUGGCACUACUCUUCAUACUUCUGACUCCCUAUCAAGUAAUGAACCUAAGGGGAACCCAAGAAGGGAAUAUCAUUGCCUUGGUCAUUGCAGGCUAUCUGGCUUUCCAGCAUUUUUCACGGGUUGGCAACUUGCAGAAAGCAUUUGAGCAAGGUCCAAUAGUUGCCACCUUAGCCAUCAUCUGUAUCACCAUCAUCUCAUGCUUGUUCUUGAUCUGAAUUUAACUUAGACUGGUGCUUUCUGUUAUUAAUCAUCUGUACAUUAGUGAAAACAAAGGAUAACAGAAUAAUGGAAUAAUCAUAAGUUAUGAUCCUUUAUUCUCAUGUAAUAAUAGGGUCUUGACAUAUUUGAAAGGAAUAAAAUGUCUAGUCUUUCAACCUGUAUUAAUAUGUUGGUUAGAAAAAUUAAUAACCAGUGUACAGUUGCCUUCGUUUUUAUA